UGCGGCCACGCAGACAUUACUUGCCAGGAGAAAGAAGCUAAGAUGGCCGUUGCCGUACGAACUCUGCAAGAUCAGCUUGAAAAAGCGAAAGAGAGUUUAAAAAAUGUGGACGAAAACAUUCGUAAAUUGACUGGCCGGGAUCCCAAUGAACUUAGACCAGGCCUUGCAAGGAGGCUAACUAUCACAGGCCCUGGUGGAGGUAGGGGGCGAGGAAUUAACAUACUAAGGCGUGGACUCUCGGACAGCGGAGGAGGACCCCCAGCUAAACAGAGGGAUAUUGAAGGGGCGCUCUUGAGGCUGGCCGGAGAUCAGCGAGCAAGGAGAGAUUCACGCAAUGACAGCGACGCUGAGGAUGAUGACGAUGUCAAAAAGCCAGCGUUGCAGUCAUCAGUUGUUGCUACCUCCAAAGAACGAACACGUCGAGACCUUAUCCAGGAUCAGACCAUGGAUGAGAGGGGAAAACAAAGGAAUCGACGUAUGUUUGGCCUGUUAAUGGGAACACUUCAGAAGUUUAAACAGGAGUCUACAGUGGCCACUGAGAAGCAAAAAAGACGUUUAGAAAUUGAACAGAAGCUCGAAGUGCAAGCAGAGCUGGAACGCAAGAAAGUUGAGAGCGAAAGACGAGAGCUCUUUGAAGAAAGGCGUGCAAAACAGACAGAGCUGAAACUUUUGGAACAAAAAGUGGAACUUGCUCACUUGCAAGAAGAGUGGAACGUGCACAAUGCUAAAAUAAUAAAGUACAUCCGUACAAAAACAAAGCCUUCAAUUUUCUAUAUUCCUGGUAGGAUGUGCUCAGCCACUCAUAAGCUCUUAGAGGAAUCUCAGAAAAAAAUGAAUGUCUUGUUUGACGAGAGGCGCGCUGAGUUUGCUGAACAGCUGAACAAGAUGGAAGUGCGUCCCAGGCGCCAGUUACUGAGGGGCAAAGACCAAGAGGACAAUCGGAAUGAAGACCAGAAGAAGGAAGAGCAAGAGGAGGGUAAGCCAACCGGGCAGGAGGUGGAGGUGACAGGUAACCAGAAUGAUAUAGAGAUGGAAGAGGCAGUUGAGGGGGAUGCAGAGAUGAGCGUAGAGCAGGCUGUCAGGGAGCAGGGAGAGGAUGCAGUGCAAGAACAGAAGCAGUCAGUGGGAAUGGCAGGGGCAGAGGAAGAGGAGGAAGAGGAAGGAGAGGAGGAGGAGGAGGAUGAUAGGUUAGUGGAGGGCCGGGAGGUGGAAGAGCAGAGGGGGGUUACUGAGACUAGGAAGGUUGAGGAUAGCCAGUGUAGGGGUGGGGACGUCCAGAUGGAAGAACCUAAUGAAGAACCUAAAGAAGAGAGUCAAGGACCAGUGGAGAUGGAGGUAGGUAAUGAGAAGAAGAUGGAAGAUGUGGUCGAGGGAGACGGAGAGCCUCUUGUAGUAGAACCCAUAACAGAGUCGGAGAGCCAAGAGAACGGCCUUGAAACCUGUACUGCCGCAAAAGAGCAACCGUCUGAGGCGCAGGAGCCCCUGGUUCCGGAGCCAGGCGCUGAAGUAGCCGAAGUAGCUGAAGCAGCUGCUGCAGUUCCCGAGACCCAGGUUACCCAGCAGCCGGCUGUACAUCAGCCCUUUGGGCCGGUGGAGAGGCAGGAGCACACACUCCAGCCGCAAGCGGAAGACGAGGCCAAAGAGCAAGCUGGCCAGGGCGACGGCAGGGGCAGAGCCAAGGAUAAGAAGAAGAGCCGGAGCAGCAGCAGGAGCUCGUCCUCCAGCAGCAGCUCCAGCUCCAGCGGCUCCAGCGGUAGCAGCUCCAGCUCCAGCAGCAGCAGCCGGAGCAGCUCCACCAGCAGCACCAGCAGCUCCAGCACCAGCAGCCGGAGCAGGAGUCGUAGCCGGGGCAGGGGCGGGGGGGGCCACGCCAGGGACAGGAAGCGCAGGAGGAGGCCCUCAGAGAAGGAGAGGGACAGGGAGAGGAAGAGGGGUGGAGGAGUGGGUGCCGAGAGGAGCCACAAAUCGUCCAAGGGCGGCAGCAGAGAUGGGAAAGGUUCCAAAGACAAGAGCUCCAAGUCAGACAGGAAGAGGUCUGGCGCUGAAGGCAGUCGCUCAGGGAAAAGGCCCUCCCGGAGCGACAGGGACCGGAAGUCAGACAGGAAAGACAAGAGGCAUUAAAGAAAGCCGAGUGUGGCAAGUUUCUUUUCUUAUUUUAAAAGUGGAAAGCCAGUUGCUUCAGGAAAGUAUUGUGUACGGACACAGGGAAGAGGGUUUAUCUGUUAACUACGCCUUAAACUUUACAUUACUGUUCUCAAAAACAUUACUUACAAAUAAUGUGGGAUUUAAAAGUUUUCCCCCAUUUUAAACAUGGCUUGAUAUUUGUCUCAUUGCCCAUUUAACUGUUGCAGACUUGCCAUGUUUCAAAGCUUGUAUUGCUUGAACUCGCUUACAAACGAGUUACAUGAGGAAACGGAAUACUUGGGAGUCAAGAGCUCUUGUGUGCAUUUUAAAAUGAGUGAAUGUCACAAUUGUGUUUUUUAAUAUGAAAAGAAACCUUGGUGAAUUUUUUUAAAAGAACAAGCUUAAUUUUUUUUAUUCUACUGCGGAUAAUGUGAUUAAUUAAUUUCUCGUUUUUUUCUUGGAGACUGUGGGUAAAUCACCAUAAUUCGAAAUGUCUUAAAUGAGUCAAUGAUCUUACUUGGCUAAAAGAUUCUGUGCUGGUGUUACGCCACAUGCCACAGUCCAGCUUCAUAUGUAGUUACGCCAGUUUGUCCCCGUUAUAAUGUAAAGCGAGUGUAAUUUGCAGUUGUUUAGCUGUGUGAAUGUCAUACCUUCACAUGUAAUUAAUUACUUGGUAAAUGUUUGACAUAGAGAUGAUCAAGUGCUUCAUCAGAAGAAAGAUUUUGUGGAAAGCACUUAGGAAGCUCCUGUUUUUUUUUCUACAAAUGGAACACUGCCGUCUACGUAAAUAAAAUGAAUAGCUGGCUCAAGUA
Anguilla anguilla (European eel) is the source of this 2936-nucleotide messenger RNA. RefSeq names its product pinin, desmosome associated protein (gene pnn). Bases 43 to 2121 code for a protein of 692 amino acids. Lineage: Eukaryota; Metazoa; Chordata; Actinopteri; Anguilliformes; Anguillidae. The record is from RefSeq and is a predicted model, not a curated record. Gene Ontology annotation, cellular component: catalytic step 2 spliceosome. The transcript has 9 exons.